Messenger RNA from Neopelma chrysocephalum (saffron-crested tyrant-manakin), 3546 nucleotides. It is a transcript of the gene FOXK1, whose product is annotated as forkhead box K1. Gene Ontology annotation, molecular function: RNA polymerase II cis-regulatory region sequence-specific DNA binding; protein binding; DNA-binding transcription factor activity, RNA polymerase II-specific. NCBI's taxonomy places the organism in Eukaryota, Metazoa, Chordata, Aves, Passeriformes, Pipridae. Gene Ontology annotation, biological process: regulation of transcription by RNA polymerase II. The transcript has 9 exons. Bases 36 to 1835 code for a protein of 599 amino acids. The record is from RefSeq and is a predicted model, not a curated record.
UGGCGCGGCUGCAGGGCCGCGAGUUCGAGUUCCUCAUGCGGCAGCCGGCCGUCACCAUAGGCCGCAACUCCUCGCAAGGGUCGGUGGACGUCAACAUGGGGCACUCCAGCUUCAUCUCGCGGCGGCACCUGCAGCUCAGCUUCCAGGAGCCGCACUUCUACCUGCGCUGCCUCGGCAAGAACGGCGUCUUCGUGGACGGCGCCUUCCAGCGCCGCGGCGGCCCGGCCCUGCAGCUCCCGCCGCAAUGUACUUUCCGAUUCCCCAGCACAGUUAUAAAGAUCCAGUUCACAUCUUUAUACCAUAAAGAGGAAGUAAAAGAGGAAACCUCAUCGCCUCCCCCUCGGCCACUUUACCCUCAAAUAUCACCUCUGAAGAUCCACAUCCCGGAGCCGGAUCUCCGGAGCGUGGUCAGUCCCCUCCCAUCCCCCACAGGCACUAUCAGUGUUCCCAACUCUUGCCCGGCCAGUCCACGUGGUGCUGGAUCCUCAGGAUAUCGUUUUGUCCACAACAUUACCUCGGAUCUGCAGCUGGCAGCAGAGUAUGCGGCAAAAGCAGCCUCAGAGCAGCAGGCAGAUGCAUCUGGCGGGGACAGCCCAAAGGAUGAGUCCAAGCCACCCUAUUCUUAUGCUCAGCUAAUUGUGCAGGCUAUAUCUUCAGCACAGGACAGGCAAUUAACACUAAGUGGGAUCUAUGCCCACAUUACCAAGCAUUAUCCAUAUUACAGGACUGCUGACAAAGGCUGGCAGAAUUCCAUUCGGCACAACCUCUCCUUGAACCGUUACUUUAUUAAAGUCCCACGCUCCCAAGAGGAGCCUGGAAAGGGCUCCUUUUGGCGAAUUGACCCUGCCUCUGAAGCCAAACUAGUAGAACAAGCAUUUAGAAAACGAAGGCAAAGAGGAGUGUCCUGCUUCCGAACACCUUUUGGGCCUCUCUCCUCCAGGAGUGCUCCUGCCUCCCCUACUCACCCUGGCCUGCUGUCCCCUCACUCUAGUGGCCUACAGACUCCAGAGUGCCUGUCACGGGAGGGCUCACCCAUUCCACAUGAUCACGACUUUGGGUCAAAGUUAGCCUCAGUUCCGGAAUAUCGGUAUUCCCAGAGUGCACCUGGGUCUCCAGUGAGUGCCCAGCCAGUGAUUAUGGCUGUUCCUCCCCGACCAUCUACCCUGGUGGCAAAGCCAGUGGCGUACAUGCCAGCAUCAAUAGUGACUUCUCAGCAGCCUUCCUGUCACGCAAUUCACGUAGUUCAACAAGCUCCCACUGUUACCAUGGUCCGAGUUGUGACUUCCUCUGCAAACUCCGCAAACGGAUACAUCCUCACAAACCAGGGCACAGCAGGAGGAGCUCACGAAGCUGCAGGAGCAGUGUUGGACUUAGCUGGUGACCAUCGAGGAAUGGAUGAAAAGCCAACGAUCGCGUUUGCCGCGAUCCCCACAGCCAGCCGUGUCAUCCAGACCGUCACCAGUCAGAUGGCACAGGGUGUCCCUGGGCAGACAGUCACGAUCCUUCAGCAGGCAGCUCCAGUGGCCAUCGGGCAGCACCAGCUCCCGGUGCGGGCGGUCACCCAGAACGGCAAACACGCCGUGCCCACCAACAGCAUCGCCGGCAACGCCUACGCUCUUACAAACCCACUGCAGCUCCUUGCAGCCCAGGCCAGCUCGUCCACUCCUGUUGUAGUCAGCCGGGUCUGCGAGACAGGGACCGAGGAGACGGCAGCAACCUCUUCCAGUGAACCUGAAGUGAAAAGACCCCGGAUAGAAGAGCCCAGUGGAGCAGUCCCAGCCCAGACUGGAGUCAUCACAUCUGCAAUGCCACAAGGACAGGCAACCAGUGAAUGAAGAACCGGUGGGAGGAGCUGGAGUGAUGCGGGGUGGGCAUGGGAUGGCAGGAAUCCUAAAGCAGCUUUCACAGGAAACAAACCACAACUGUAACAGCUCAAAACAUAGCUGAUAAACAGCUCCUUUUAAAGUCAGAUUUUUAAAUGGGAGGACAACAGCUGUUAGAGUCACAAGGUGCCAAAAAGAAUGGAAAACCCCUCCCAAGAACCCAUAUCUGGAACUCUGUUCUGUCUUUACCUAUGGGAUAUUUUUUCCUUUUUUUUUUCCUUUUUUUUUUUUUAAAAAAGAUUCAAAAAAAAAUUACAGACAACUGAUUGUAUGACUGCUGGGAUAUUUUUAACUGUCUUUUCCCCUUUUGGCUCCAAGGGGAUGGGAUUUGCAGUUCAGCAUCUAAAGGAAUGUAAUACAAAUACAGUCUGCUCCCUGGAAAGAAAACUCCUCACGUUCUAUGCCUUAAUACCGCGCUUCUGAGAGCUUUGAACCAUAGGACCAUUUCAAUAAGGUCACCUAAGGCAAUCAAAUGCUGAAAGAUGGGUGCAGUAUCUCACAACAACAUUAAAGAAACAUGGUACCAAGCUUAAAGAAAAAGGCAAAUGAUUCUGUUUUUUUAAAACAGAAAAAUUCUGAAUAUGAAUGCUUAUUUAUAUGGGGAUUCAGGAGGAAGAGUUACAGGGCUCAGCCACCUGGAUUUCCAGAUGGAAUUUCUCUCCAUUCUCUCUGAGGGAGAAUAAGAUGACAGAGGAACUGUAUUAACUUGGUUCCUGUAAAGAUAUUAAAAACACAAAGGGGUUUGUACCUUCACCGAUUUCUUACAAUUAUUCAUCACUUGCUUUGGACAACAGCCAAAGUGAUGCCUGAGGAUCACACUGGGGAAGGGUGUCUCCACAGGUUCUGUGUGCAUUUGAUUGAUCACAUCUUGUGCUGGAGCUUUGGUUCACAACAGCACUGUAGGUGAAGGCAUGGCCACUGUCUCUGUGAACUUGAAAAAACAUUGGUUGGUCUUCUGCACUAAAAGCAGUCUCCUUCACCUCCCGUUGGUGGUGUGGUCCUCAGCUCCAUGGCCGAUGGUGAGGAAGCCAGGGCUGGGUAGGAGGCUCUCCUGCCCCUCUGCCAUGGCAAACAGCAAAGCUCCUGUGUUACUCUUUGGAGAGGGAAGUUGAGGGCUGGGAUGAGAGGUAGCAGAAGUCAUACAGUGUUUCAUACAAAUUCUGUAACGGUGUAGAGACCAAGGCAAAAGACUUCCCUUUUAUUUUAUGGCAAAAGCCACUGGAGGUCUUAAACAAUUUUUCCCAAAGGAAUUUGGAGGAUUCCUUUCAUCGCUUGGCUCCCUCUCCCAUCUCUCCUGCCUUGAGAACCUUCACCGGUAGGAGGAGGCUUUUACUCAAACAGUAUUCCAGCCUCCUCAUGUAGUACAAGGAUGUCUUAUCAGGAAAGCAGAUUUGACUCACUUCAGCCAUGUGGAACAGUGGGUGCAUGUGAUACCUUGUGACUGGCAAAGAAAUCAACCCCUGCCUGUAGCCUCCAGCAAACCCCUUUGGUUUUAUACCCAUUUGCUGUCCUCUUGGCUAACAUGUCUUCUGGCAGCACAGCAGAGAUCUUUUAAUUCAGCAAGUGUUACAGCUUUGGUAAUGGCAAAAGAGACUUAAGAGGGGUGGGCUGUACCUCUGGUAGGUUAUCCCCCAUCUGUACUAAUUUGUUGUCCAGUUGCUGU